ACAGCAAGUAAAUUGGAUGACUGCGCGCGAGCUGUGGCUUACACGCCUACAUAGUGUUAAAAGAGGGUGGCCCGUGAACAGAGCUGUGGUUAAAAGCUACGGUGUGUUGCUAUUGUCUCUCUACCUUCUUGUUGGGCUUCAGGACGAAAGCACUCUUUGACCAGCUCUCCAGACCAGAUACACCAUCAUUCAAAAAUGGCAGCAAUUGGAAACCGUGGAACUGUGACCGAGGCGACUGGUUUUGAUGCUGCAGCUGAUGCCCAGAAGCUGAGAGGAGCCAUGAAGGGAGUUGGGACGGAUGAGGCGGCCAUCAUCGACGUCCUGGCGCACCGUACGAUUGCCCAGAGACAGCGCAUCAAGGAGGCCUACAAACAAACUGUGGGGAAGGACCUGGCUGAUGAUCUGUCUUCAGAGCUGAGCGGACACUUCCAGAGCGUUGUUCUGGGUCUGCUGAUGUUGGCGCCCGUCUACGAUGCCUAUGAGCUGAGAAAUGCCAUGAAGGGGGCUGGAACAGAGGAGGCCUGCCUCAUUGAUAUUCUGGCUUCAAGAAGCAAUAAUGAAAUUAAAACCAUCAACGAGGUCUUUAAGAGAGAAUAUGGGAAGACCCUGGAGGAUGCGGUGUCUGGAGAUACCUCUGGGAUGUUUAAAAGGGUUUUGGUCUCUUUGCUCACGGCUGGACGAGACGAAAGCGAUAAAGUGGACGACGCUCAGGCUGUUCAGGAUGCGAAGGACAUCUAUGAGGCUGGAGAGGCUCGUUGGGGCACAGAUGAGGUGAAAUUCCUCACAGUGCUGUGCGUUAGGAACAGAAACCAUCUGCUGAAAGUGUUUCAGGAAUAUCAGAAGAUUUCUGGGAAGGACAUUGAGACUAGCAUCAAGAGUGAGAUGUCUGGCUCCUUGGAAGACGUUUUUCUUGCCAUAGUGAAAUGCAUUAAGAGUAAGCCAGCAUUUUUUGCUGAACGGCUAUACAAGUCAAUGAAGGGUCUGGGCACCACAGACAGCGUCCUCAUCAGAAUAAUGGUCUCCAGGGCUGAAAUUGACAUGUUGGACAUUAAGAGUCAGUUCCAGAAGAUGUAUGGAAAGACUCUACACUCCUUCAUCAAGGGAGACACAUCAGGCAACUACCGUAAAAUCCUGCUGGAGCUGUGUGGAGGCGAAUAGAAACAUUCACCGACAUUCAGCCCCGCUUCUUCAGACCACAUCAUGUUUUUAUGUUGUCUUCUCUGCAUUUCUCAUUUUGCUAAUUAACACGGUGCCUUGUAUCACUGUUUCAGAUACCAAUUAAACCAAAGAUCAGUGAACCUUUA
Messenger RNA from Gambusia affinis (western mosquitofish), 1304 nucleotides. It is a transcript of the gene anxa4, whose product is annotated as annexin A4. Gene Ontology annotation, cellular component: cytoplasm. Gene Ontology annotation, molecular function: calcium-dependent phospholipid binding; calcium ion binding. The record is from RefSeq and is a predicted model, not a curated record. The coding region runs from base 196 to 1158 and encodes 320 amino acids. Lineage: Eukaryota; Metazoa; Chordata; Actinopteri; Cyprinodontiformes; Poeciliidae. The transcript has 13 exons.